AGAAGAAAAAAGUAGAAGAGAAGAAGAGAAGGCAGUUGUGUGCUCGCGGCUGGAUUCGUUUGAGCUCGCUGUCUAGGCAGGUGGAAGAUGAUAGACAGAAGGGAGCAAUUCCAUGGAGAGUGGAGGAAGAGUCUCAAAGGGGUUGUGAAGUGUGCUUGAUUGAUGAACCCUCUUCUGGUAGUUGAUAAAUAUAAUCACUUGGUACCAAACUUUCGGUUCUGUUAUAAUUUGCUUGAUGUAAUUGUGAAUAUUGUAUUAUUGCUUGAUGACUUCGCGCGAGAAAAUACUCUUUUAGUAAGCCCUCUUCCCGAAACCCAGACCUCGUUGAUUGUCCUACCCACCCCGAUCUUAACUUCCGUUCAGAAUCUCACAUGUACCAUGACGCUGCUCAAUGAUCUCCUAUCUUCUGUUUUUUCUUGUUGGUACUUGAUUAUAAAGUAUCUCCACAGUCUGACUACCAUAUCGGCUCCAUUGGUUCAGGAGCAGAGAUGUGAUGGAUGCAUUCCGAAUACCACGGGCCAUUGUGCAUCAACAAUUGAAGCUGAAGCUCGGGCUUCUUCAACUCCUUAUGCUUUUCCGCCCAGUUCCACUUUUGCUCCGUACAGGACUGAAGCUGCUCUCGAAGUUGAUACAGCUCAUAAUACAUAGGAAGAUAUAUAGAAACUUCAGAAGCGUUCCAACUAGGCCGAUCGAGAAUUCUGCGUAUAGUUCGUCCAGAAUGAUCCACCAUAAACCUGGAGAAACGAGGCCACGGACUCCUCGUCAACGUCGAAUAAGCCCAGUCGACAACUAUCUCGGCAAACUUUGGGGCCCAUCACGAACGUAAUCGUCU
Messenger RNA from Hyaloscypha bicolor E, 832 nucleotides. RefSeq lists its product as uncharacterized. The record is from RefSeq and is a predicted model, not a curated record. NCBI's taxonomy places the organism in Eukaryota, Fungi, Ascomycota, Leotiomycetes, Helotiales, Hyaloscyphaceae. The transcript has a single exon. The coding region runs from base 163 to 648 and encodes 161 amino acids.